AUGGUAAAGUUAACUCCAGAAGAAAAGAAAGCCAAAAAGGCAGAAAAGAAACUUGCAGCGAUAGAAAAAAAGAGGCAAUUGAAGAGAGAUGCAUUGGAAAGAGAAAUUAAAUUUGGAGACCUAACAUUAAAACGGCAUGAAAAAGAAUGGAGGGAAAUGCUUAUUAAAAUUGCCUUGCCAAGGAUGCGAAAUGAAUUGGAAUUUGCUUGGCAUAAUUUUGAAAGGGUGGUCGACUGUAAGGAUUUCACUAUUUCUUUAUUAAUGGAUGAAAUAAAGGACGCUAAAGAACAAUACAUGGCGAAUUUUAGAAACCACAUUGAAAGUCUUGAUAAGCUCAUAAGAAUGUUUCACGAUAGAUUGAGGGAACUAAAAAGAGAUAAUAAAAAACAAAUAGAAUAUUUAGAGGAAGAGGAUCAAAAGGAGUUGCAAGCUACUCAAGAUUUAGCUGCUGAUGGCACUAUAUACUUAAAAACUAUGCUCUAUACAUUGGAAUUAAACCGAAGAGCGCAAGUGGAAGUGGAAAAUGUUGAAUAUUGUGCUAAAUUGGAUGAAGAAGAACAAAAAACAACCGAAAAGGUAACGACUUUAAAAGGAGUUCUUGAGAAUAAAUACAAUAACAUGUGGAAAGAAACUAAAAACUUUAUAGACGAAUAUAACGAGAGGGUAGGAGGCCGCAAGAGAGAAUACAAAGUUUUAAAAGAACAAGAUGAUUAUUUGCAAGCUAUGCAAGCUAUAGACGUUGAAAAAAUGUUUAAACUUGUAGAAUAUAUAAAAAAAUUGCGCCAUAAAUACAAAGUUUUAGAAAGUACAAUAGGUGAAAGAAUAAACGAUUUAACGGGUGAACACAAAUUUUACUUUGAUGCUUUCAUGGCUCUGAAAAAAAAGCUAGAGCUAGACAGAAAAAAAGAUUUUGAACAAUUAACCGUUUUAGCACUAGACUUUAACAAAAUAAAAACGUACCUAAAAGCCGCAGUUGUAAAAGGUUCGCAUAUUCUUGAACUGGCAAGCACAUGCAGACAACUAGAAACGUUAGAAGAAAAAAUAUUGCCCUUCCCAGUCCCACUUCCAGACGAAGCUUUAAAAUAUAAAUUACCGGAUAUAGAUUCUCCCAUGUAUAAUAAAAGAUUGUUUUUGUUUUGGCAAAGAGUUGGACAAGUCGAUGCGUCAAGGUAUGCCAUAAAUGAAGAAUGUGAAUUUUUGAAACUAGAAAACGAGAUAUUGAGAUUAAAGAUACACAAGUUUUGUAUGUGUUUGAGUUGCAAAAGAGGGCCGUUAAUCACCUACGGCGAUAACACUAAAAAAAACUAA
Brassicogethes aeneus is the source of this 1308-nucleotide messenger RNA. Lineage: Eukaryota; Metazoa; Arthropoda; Insecta; Coleoptera; Nitidulidae. The record is from the annotation of a GenBank genome assembly.